CUUUCUGCUGAGCGGAGAGCUGUAGCUCCGUGGUCUGAGCUCCUGUGAGGAAGUCAGAGAGAGGUUCCCCAGUAAAACUGAGUGUGAUAGGAGGAGCUGAGGUCAGAGAGCAUCCCAGGUCACUGAGUGUCUAAGGUCAGCUGACGGAGGAGGAGAUGGCAGGAUGGGAGCCAGCUCUAGCUCUAGAAGAGAAUCCAAGAGGCUCAGAGCCCUCAGUCACAAGCAGUCUCUGCAGAUGAGGACGGUUGCGGAGGAACAACAACGGACCAAGAAGGGCAGCGACUUUCUCCAAAACGUCGGUGUGACUGAAGGGAAAUUAUCAACAUGGAGAACACCUGGGACAGACUAGAAGCGAAAGACAAAGUUUCUGAAAACCUACAGCCUGGUGCCCUUCACAAGACGGACUUUAAAACAUGGGAGGGAUUGGAGCAGGAGUUUAAGCACAGCCAGGACCCACCAAGCAAUCAGGAUGAGCAAGAAGUCACACUUGCCUGUGAAGAUCCUCAAGGGUCACUGUUGCAGUGUUUGGAGAAGAGCUCCCCUGCAUCGACCCCAGAGAGCUCGGUCUUCAAGCUGAGCUGCUGGAACACCAAGAUGGGUGUAGAAAUGAAGGAACUUGCAGCGGACCAUGUCGACUGGCUGGAGAGGAUCAAUGGCAUCAUACAAAAGAUAAACAGCACAGAAAGCACAGUGAAGAGCCUGCUAAAUGAAGUGAUAUCCCUGGAAAACCAGUCUGAAUAUCUGGAGGACCCUGAUCAGGAAGCAAACAUUGAGGAGAAGAUCAUAGAAAUUAGAAAGCAGUUAAAAGAAGUGAACAUCAAACUGGCCCAGGUUGACGCUUGCAACGAAGCCCGCGAGUUAAAGGAGAAACUAAUUGAACGGAUAGAGAGCUUUUAUAAGGAAAUGAACAUCCUGAACACUAAGCUGGAGGUGUACCACAUGCAGAGAAGGGAGACAGACUCCCAAAGCUCUGAAGACUUGGAUACGGAGCAAUCAGAGACCCUGCUUCCUGAGGCUUCUCCGACCCCUUCAGGGCCACAGUCUGCUCCCUACAGUGCGGUGUGGAAGCAGGCUCUGAAGCUCUUCGUCAUGGUCUAUGUGGUCACCAUCACUGGCCUGUCGUGUUACAUACUGUUCGUGGACGCCACAUUUCUCUUCGAAAGGGUGCUGCCCAGUGUGCUGGGACACCGCACCAUGUGGGAGCUCCGGGAGAUGAUGGCACCUUUCCUGAAUUUGGAAGCGGAGGCCUUGUUACCAUCCUAAAGACCCGAAGUUACUGAUGCCGGCUCUCUUCCUCUCCAAUAAAUUUUACAUGUUCUUA
Messenger RNA from Myodes glareolus (Bank vole), 1321 nucleotides. NCBI's taxonomy places the organism in Eukaryota, Metazoa, Chordata, Mammalia, Rodentia, Cricetidae. The record is from RefSeq and is a predicted model, not a curated record.